AUGUCUGUGGUUGCCGAGGACCGAGACGUCGACGUGCAGGACGACCACGGAGAGCAGCCUCUCCCGACUUGCUCGCGCUCCGAAGAACUGCCGGGCCCGGCGUCGCCGUUGGACUCCGAAUGCACGACUGUCCAAACACGGUCGCAGUCGCCAAUGCAGGUACCCGGCUCGUCCACACACCUGCCGUACAUGGCCGUCUGUAGCUUGCUCGUGCUCCUGACUAUUGCCGGUGUGGCCACCACCGCCUACAAGAUGCACGCGGGCGAUGCCGUGAUGGCGCUCCUGAAACACUCCGCGGCGUUCCUGAGGCUGCGGGGCAACGCGACAGUCGCCAACGACAGCGGCCCGCUACACGAGGUCGACAGCCGGUACCUGGUCAUGCAGGAAAGGAAAGUUCCGUCGACACGGUCCAGCUGUGGGAGUGACGUCUGUACCUGGGUCGAGAACUACCUUCAGGGCCGACUCGACACAGCCAUCAACCCAUGCGUCGACUUCUACGGACAUGUCUGCUCCCGCCAAUGGGCGUCGCGAGGCCUGAGCCUCCAGUCCAGGGCGUUCAGGGAGCGAACGGCGGGCAUGAUGAUGAUGGACAUUGAGAGGUUCUUCCGGGACUACCUCAGCGAGAACGAAGAGCUUUACCACAGGUAUCCUGGCGUCUUCCUCCACCAGGCCAUCUCUCUGCUGCCAAAGUGUCAAUCUGAGGAGAAGGAUGACAAGAACCUGACGUCCCUGCGAGGUCUCCUGGAAGAGUAUAACCUUGGAAACUGGCCCUACAAGAGGGCUCCGCGGGGUUCGAACAUCGUCGCCGUGUCGGCUUUCGUGGACCGAGACCUCGGCGUUUUCCCUUUCGCCAGGGUGUUCCUUCGGAAGCCAUUCGAAGACGACCGCACGUACACGGUCCACAUCGACGUGCCUAGCCUAACGCUGAAGAGGUACAACCUCGCGUACCCCGAUGAGCCGCCGAGUAACUUCACUCAAAAGAUAGCGCUCGCGUUGUCGCUUCUCGACAAGACGCAAGACGUUGCGGAGCAAGCGGAAGCUAUAGGCGCCCUCGAGACGAAGCUCCACCACGUCAUGUCGGCGCCCCGCUUCGUCGAAUUCGCGCACAGAAUCAAGAGCAUCGGACAGCUCGACCACCAGGGAAAUUGGGACUGGAAAGCUUACCUCAAUAUCUUGUUUCAAGAUAUAGAGACGUUCGAUAACGACAGGACGGUGGCUGUUAUGAACCACGACUACGUCAUCAAGCUGGCCCGCAUACUCAACGAAACGGACAUUGUCACCCUUUUGAACUACGUGGGCUACCGUAUGGUUGUACACGUUUCCCCACUGCUAGUCAAGUCAGCUAGCCCUCUUCUGCGCUUGAGCCACGACAACUACCUAGAGUUCGUACCAGACCGUCGUCAGGCAUGCAUGCAUCUGCUCGAACGUCUGUACAAGCACGGCAUGCGCUUCUUUGGCCGAAUGACUUUCAGCAAGAGCAACUCCACGCUGCUUUUGAAGCACUAUGACUACAGCAUGUCGAACCUCGAAGUGCAGCUCAAGAGCAGCAUGAGCGAUCGCCUCCUCUCAUCUUCGUCGUGGCUAGACCGUUCGGCCAUCGGUACUGGCGUCGACAAGCUCGAGAACAUGCGCAUCAUUUUCCUGGGCAGCACGGACGACAUCAACGCCAUCGCAAGCUACUACAACUUCAACGCUCAGCCCUUGGAUACAAGCCACUUAGUGGAAAGCUUCCGCGAGCUGCAAGCCGGAACCAUGAACGUCUACUGGGAGACCAGGCCUCCGAAGGAGGACUUUGACGCCAGGUACGACCACACAGCUCUUUCACCGGGGCAUGAGUACUUCUUCGGUCGUAACGUGCUCUUCAUCCCACACGCCAACAUCGCCUUCCUCAAUGACAUCACCAAGAACAUCGACCCAGUACUCUUCCCGGUGGUUCUCACUGAAAUCUUCCGAGGCAUGUUCGGGGCAGUGGACAGGCGCGGAUCCACGGUGGACCACAACCUCGCAGUGGCCACGUGGUGGAACCCCGACGAGAUGAGCAAGUUCUCGCAGUUGGAGCUCUGCUUCCACGACCAAUACUACGUCGACAUUGCCGACCUCAUCGGCGACAACUUCGAGGCACGGCUAAGACUGGAGGAUAACAUCGCGGACAACGCCGUCAUUGGACCGCUGUUUGACAUGUACAUGAAAACACUGAUGUCUCAGGAUGGCGCGGACAAACUGAAGAUCACGGUGGACGGGCGACAGCUCGGCAUGAAUCAGCUGUUCUUCAUUCUCUACGCCGUGGGACUAUGCGACAAUCCUAACAGCGAAGUCUGGAAACGUAAGCUCAUGUUUGGUGAAAUACCCGGCAAACUGCGAGUGAACAUUCCGCUCAAGAACUUUGCGAGGUUCUCGACGGCGUUCAACUGCCCCUUAGGCUCACCCAUGAACCCUACUCGCAAGUGCACGGUCUGGUGAACUUGACAUCGCUCCAGC
This is a messenger RNA of Rhipicephalus sanguineus (brown dog tick), 2478 nucleotides long. RefSeq names its product neprilysin-1. The transcript has a single exon. Gene Ontology annotation, biological process: protein processing. The coding region runs from base 1 to 2460 and encodes 819 amino acids. Gene Ontology annotation, cellular component: plasma membrane. Gene Ontology annotation, molecular function: metalloendopeptidase activity. NCBI's taxonomy places the organism in Eukaryota, Metazoa, Arthropoda, Arachnida, Ixodida, Ixodidae. The record is from RefSeq and is a predicted model, not a curated record.